GGUCAGCAGGCCCGUAAAGGCUUCACUUUGGGCAGCUUGCUUCGCCCUCAGCCUUGCAAACAAACAAACUGACAGUAUUCCAAACCCGCAGUCGCUGGGACGACCGGCCGGAGUCGACAUAGAUAAACAAGUUUGCCACAGCAGGCACUGCGAUCGACGAGCUUCGUGCAAGUGCGUUCGCGACUAUCAGGCGCACUGCGCCCAGCACAUCCAUCGUCGCCGAGACCCAACGGACGAUGGCGGACUCGAGCAUCGGCGGCGGCAGCGCAGCACCAGAGAGCUCGGCAUCAAAUCGCCACACCAUCAUCCCGGCCCCUAUCGCGGCGGACAAUCAGCAUGUCUGCUUCAUCUGCCUGCAGAACGACACCGACACCCCCAACGCGACAUGGGUCAACCCGUGCCCGUGCAGCCUCGAGGCCCACGAAGAGUGCAUGCUGGAUUGGGUCGCUGACAUGGAAACGUCCCAGGGGCGGUCCAAGAACGGUCUCAGGUGCCCGGCUUGCAAGGCACCCAUCAAAAUCCAGGAGCCGUACGACCUUUUCAUCGCCCUACGGGACGGGCUGACUCGCCGGUACAGUCGCUUGUCGCCAUACAUUCUGUUAGUGCUAGUCUCGAGCGGCGGCGUAGCCGGCGCCUCUUGGUACGGCUGGGGUGCGGCCGCCAUUUUUGCUGGUCCUGAUGCUGUGGUGAGGUGGUUCAGACCACGCCCUGGCCAGGGGUUUCCGUCAAUAGUGAUGAAGAUCUGGGCCUUGUCAGCCAUUGGACCGAGCUUGGUGGUUAUGCGAUGGCUACCAUCGCUGGCGAGUGCCGUGUGGUUGCCCUUCUCCCUCGCAUCCGCCGCAAAUCUCUUAGCACACGACAACUUCCCCACAUGGCCUCCCUCACCGCAGUGGGCAAUGAUACUUAUGCCCUAUGUGCACCUCGGUUACGCCUGUCUCUUUCGCGGCCUCUUCGGGCCGCUAGACAGGCGACUGAAUCGCACCCUCCGUGGGCUACGUGCUGAGGAGCCUGAUGCGGCCCGAAGGGAGGAAGCGGCGCCGGCCGUGGCGGCGCCUGAGCCGGUCGCCGAAGCAGCCGAUGCGCGUAACCCAGAGGAAGUCGAUGGAAUUUGGGGCGCGGUGGCCAACCUCGGCGGAGCCGUGCUGGGGUUGUUCCGGGAGUUGCCUCUAGAGCAGGUCAACGUGGAGGUGAGGAUAAACGGCGGCGCCGACGACUUCCCCAGGGCUCAAGCCGGGCAGGCUCCGGAGGCGGCGCAGAUGCUGGAGAUCGACGAGGAGAUCCAAAUCCGAGCCGGCAACGCGGCACCGGAAGCUGCUGAGCAACAGCAGCCAGCACCCCAGCCGGAGCAGCGAAACCAACGACCGCCGCGCAACCUAGACGACCACAAUAACGAACGCGGCAACGACAUCGGCAAUGACAACGACAACAACGACAACAACGACGCGGGCGAAGUCUCAUACUUUAGACGCUUCAUUAACAACAUCGCCACAUCCCUCCUCAUGCCGGCCAUCUCAUACGGCAUGGGUGAGUUGAUUCGCGCGGUGGCACCUAAGGCGUGGGUAACGCGUCCAUGGCGUAGAGCGCCAACGGGUCUUCUGCAAGAGCGGUGGGGCCGCAGCUUGGUGGGCGGUUGCCUGUUCCUGGUACUCCAGGACGUGGUUGCGUUGUAUACCAAGUACAGACGGGUGCAAGUCAAGGCGAAGCGGAGGGUGAAGAAUGUCCCGAGGAGCAGGCCAGAAGAUGCGGGGCGGCACGGGAACCGCGCGGCGGGGGGUGCCUGAGCGCAGGUAAGCAGAGCAGAACCGAGUAGGCUGCGGCAUGGAUCAGCAUGUUGUUUUCUGAGUCUCCCAACGUCAACCUGGGGAAUGGAAGGGUUGCGGCGGACCUGGAGCAGCUUCCGAUUCCUUCACAACCCCAAGAUGCGUGCACGUCGGCAUCCGGACUGGGCAGCAAUAUUCGUCAUUCUCUUUGCCGAGUUCAAGAGAGCCACGAAACUAUCAGUAUAAAUACCUGG
Molecule: messenger RNA, 2014 nt
Organism: Thermothielavioides terrestris NRRL 8126
Lineage: Eukaryota; Fungi; Ascomycota; Sordariomycetes; Sordariales; Chaetomiaceae
Exons: 3
Coding region: 237-1781 (514 amino acids)
Source: RefSeq, a predicted model, not a curated record